Messenger RNA from Colletotrichum aenigma, 1053 nucleotides. It is a transcript of the gene dhcr7, whose product is annotated as 7-dehydrocholesterol reductase. Lineage: Eukaryota; Fungi; Ascomycota; Sordariomycetes; Glomerellales; Glomerellaceae. Gene Ontology annotation, biological process: cholesterol biosynthetic process; brassinosteroid biosynthetic process. Bases 1 to 1053 code for a protein of 350 amino acids. Gene Ontology annotation, cellular component: endoplasmic reticulum membrane. The transcript has 4 exons. The record is from RefSeq and is a predicted model, not a curated record. Gene Ontology annotation, molecular function: 7-dehydrocholesterol reductase activity.
AUGGAGCCUCUCGAAGUUCCCUUAGCGCCAGAGGCGACGUUCGUGAGGAUGAGAAAGGACUACUCCCGAUCUCUGCUUCAACUUGAGCCUUCGCAGCAGCCUACUUGGGGCAGAGCAAGCCGCGGAUCCUGGAUGCGCUCAGUCGGAUCACUAUUCCUUGUGAUGUUCGCGCCGACGUUGGUCAUCUCCACCACUGUCACUCUUUCUGCAUUCCAAGGCUCUCUCUCCGAGUUCCUGAAGGCCGUUCUACAGAACGGAUUGAUCUCUGUUGUAUGGUCAAAUUGGCCGCAGUUCAGUCUCAAGGUCACGGGCGUGUUUACGCUCUGGGUUAUGUUCCAAGGCAUCCUCUUCCGAUAUCUUCCAGGGCCAACAUACCACGGUCAAAGAAGCCCUGCCGGACAUCUGUUGACCUAUCGAACUAAUGGAUUAAAUGCUUGGUUCAUUACCCAUGCAUUUGCCGCUGCGCUUUGCUACUUCGACAUUUUGGAUCCUGCCUUUAUCCCAAAGAAUUGGGGCGGUCUGGUCCUCUCGAUGAACACUGCCGGCCUAGUGCUCUCUGUCCUGGCUUUCAUCAAGGCGCAUCUGAGACCGACGCAUGCGGAUGAUCGGAAGUUUAGUGGAUCGGUAUUGUACGACUUGUACAUGGGAAUAGAGCUCAAUCCAAGAAUUUGGGGCGAUUUCGAUCUGAAGUUAUUCACCAACGGUAGACCCGGCAUCAUUGCAUGGACGCUCAUCGAUUUGUCCAACAUCGCGUAUCAGUACGAGAUCCACGGACGGAUCGACCCUAACAUUGUUCUUGUUACCAUCCUGCACGCCGUAUAUGUCCUUGACUUCUUCGUCAAUGAGUCCUGGUACCUGCGCACUAUCGACAUUGCGCAUGACCACUUCGGCUUCUACCUAGCUUGGGGAUCUUUUGUCUGGCUCCCUAGCAUGUACACCAUCCAAACCCAGUAUCUUGGACUCUACCCAACAGCCACAUCAACCAUUUACCAGGUCGUUAUCUUCUCUAUCGGAGUUGCUGGGUACAUCAUCUUCAGAUUUGCUUUUGAGUAG